AAACCUGCCUGAUAAAAUGAAGUGAUAGCGGGAGUUUACUCUUUAUAACUACCUGUAGACGAUGCUCAGGGGAAUGAGAGAAACUACAGUGUUCUGGUUGUUAGUCAGUGUUGGGCUGUUUGGACUCGUGUAUAGUGUUGGGGUUGCUUGUGUUGGCUUCAAAGAGCGCCUCUCCAAUACUCCGGAUUACGACGGCAGUUUACAAACUUCCGUCAGUGGUUCCAUGAAGUGCAAGACAUUACCAAGAAGACGAGUGUCAGGACUGCCUCAGUCACCACUUAACAAUAAUUAAGGUUAACACAAGUCAUGGCAUAUAAAAGUGACAUUAAUCAAAUAUAAAUUUCGUAAGAAGUUUUUCACGAAAAUGCGAUACGUUGACCGGAACAAUUGCCAUUUUGCGGAAAGUUAACUUGCAACUAAAACAUGGGAAGACAAAAUCUGAUGUACUAGACAUUGGGCGGAGACGUUCCUCUAGCAUUCAUGAUCUUUGCAACUGGGUGUUCUGGUGUGAAAGUGAUGUUACGGGUGCUGCAAGCUGCCCUCCUGCUGGGGGCGUCUGUGGUGAUACAAGCAGAUGACUCAGACAAUCCCAGGUGUUAUGUCAUCUGUAGCCAGAUCUGCUCUUCAGAAAAUCCGUCCUACAACCCUCAGAGAUGUGAUGACUGCUGCGGCACAGCGAGGAGACGUCAGGAGCGAGAAGAAUCCAGGAGCGAGGAGAGGGAAUGUGAAAGGAGUGGCCCUGUGCGAGAAGAGGUCAGGAGCGAGAAGUCAGGAGCCAGGAAAGAUUACAACAAUCUAGAAACAGGAAGCCGCGUCCAUCAGAAUGACAGACUGGCAGCAAUGGAAACAGCAGUUAGCGAGUUGCGAGUUAUGACUGGUGUACUACUGGUCCUGGUACUGUUGCUCUUCGUCGCCAUGGUGGGCCUCUUCCUUUAUUUCACCAACUCGCUUCCCAAGUUUCGCCUUCCAGUGCUCUUCAAAAACAAGUGUGACACAAAGGAAGUGACAAACAAACCCUGCAACGGUGUUGAUCACAACUCCACUGUAGUCAGGAUCGCUAAUUACCAGAGUAACCACCACAGCCCGAGGACAAACCGGUCAUCUGUGAAUAUGUCAUCAAAGGGUCCUACUGAGGACAUAGUGAAUCCCCCCGAAUUUCAGCCUCGGCCUUUAAGGGUCCGCCAGCCAUCUGAGUCCACCUGCCCAGACGAGAGCAGCGAUUUGCCCCAACAUGCUUAUGACAACCUUGCCCUCUCCACCUCAACUCUCCACAACACCUCCACAGACACACUGUCAGCUGCAGUUUCCACCAGUACCUUGGAGACAACGCUGCCUUCAGGUAACCAUCUUCAAUCUACAAAUGGUGAAACUGUCAUAGUAUGAAAUUUACAGGGGUUGUUAAUUUAUGCUGUUUAAGUUUACUGUUGCAAUUCUCGAAUGACCAUAAAUAUAAAACCAACAGACUCCCCAGCAACGUUUUACAUUAAGUGUGCUCAGAAUAGUAUUAAGAGUAGGUAUGAUAGAACCCAAGAUACCACAACUAAUAAAUGGCACCCAAUUUUGGAGUGGUCUCUCGACUAUCAAACAAUUUACAUUAUAAUCAAGGUAAGUGCUAAACCCAAAAGGGGCAUUAAUUAUAAUGAAGUGCUAAACCCUGGGGUAUAGGAGGCAUUCAGUCCCUUGAAUCUAAGGACAACUUAUCAACACUAGGGAAUUUACCGUGAGGCAAUUUCUUACAACGAAGAAAUCUAUGCAAUAAGCCAGCAAUUAUUCUGUUUAGUGUCUGUAAGAAUCUGCACAGAUGACAUUUGAGACCUAAAUGUUUUCAGUUUAUAAGAGUAGAGCAAAAUCUCACCAGUUGAGUAGUGUACUUCACAUAAAAUUAUCUUGGAAUUUAAUUUCUGCACCAUAUUAACAAGUGGAGAGGUCCAGUUCACACAUUAAAUUUGUAUCUUAUGCUAGUCAUGUUAUGAACCUUGAAAAUUUAAAUUGUUUAAGAUAUUAAUAACAAAUCAAACUCCAAACCCAUAAGGGUCAUACAGUUCUGUCAAACAAAUAUACAAAAGGUUUUUAACUAAGUGCUAACAGUAAAGGCAUUAUUCUGUAAAAUCAUUGAGUUAAGUAAUUAGCAUUUGUUGGCUUACCUGGCUGCUGUGUGGCACUUUCUCUUUUAUAUAUGCAUAUCCUUCACCAGAAAAUAAAUCCAGAUAUAGAAUUACACUGCAAAUAUGGAGGUAUACUGCCAUAGGCUUUUCUCUUUGGAAUUGUAUGAAACUGUACCUGCUCAAUUUUUUGAAACUAUUUACAUGCAUAUAAUUAUAGUUAUAUUUCAUGGGGAAAUGCUAAACCUCUUACAGCAGUACAUGGGGAAUGGGAGGUAAUUAGAUCCAAUGAAGGAGUAACUGAAAUUUCUUAAGAUCAGGACCCCCUCAGGGAAAGUUUCUCGAUGCUGGAAUUGGCCCUGUUCUUUCCUUUCCUGGAUCAAACCUGAUUACUUAACAUUCUCGUAGUGCUAUAUAACCCCUCGCCCCCUGUGGGUUAAGCACUUCACCCUAAAUUUAAGAGCAAGAGCCUUUCAACAUCAAGGACAUGAAUAUAAUUAUCAUUAUAUUCAUAAAUAUUAUUACAUUCACUGAGGGGGCAUUAAAUCUGUAAGUCUUCAUAUCACUUGUGACUUCCUGUUUAACAAGAUUCUCAUCUAUAAAGCUACAGUCUUUCUCCGUCCAAUCUUGUUUUAUAUAAACCACGUUCAGUUGAGGGUUCCCUCGGGUGUGUGUACAUAGGUCAACAGAGAAAUGUGUACAAAGCUUACCUCUCACUGGUUACAAAGAAAAUAUGGAAUAUAUUAACACAGUCUGUAUAGCAAUAAUGCUAAAAUAACAAUAAAAAAAAAAUGCUAAAUAUAUAUACACACAGUAAGGUUGUCUAAUUCCUUGGACCAAGAGCCCCUUAUCAGCAUCAAGAAACCUCCCUUAACCCGUAAACGGUCCAAACGUAUAUAUACGUUUUUUCAACAUUUGAAAGUAUGUAAAAAAAGUAUUUUUUUUUUUUACAUUUGAAAAUGUGUAAAAAAUCUUCGAUUCUUUUUUUUUUUUUGUUAUAUUUGAAAAUAUGUCAAAAAAACGUAGAUCUACUUUUGGAGCACUACACAUGUGAACGUAGAUCUGCUUGGACCGUUUACGGGUUAAGGGGAAUGUAUUGUACAUGUAUAAAAUAGGGAGGUACCACCUCUAGUAUUGACAACUGGCAGGGGAGCCUUGAAGAGAAAUGUACUUACAGAAAAAAAAUCUGCCAGUUUCUCCCCAGAGGAAUUAAAAGUAUUUUCUUUCCCUACCAUCCAGUAUGAGAAAUUUUUUGAACUUAAAGUAAAUAUAUUUAAAAGUACAUUGGAAAUGACAACUACUGUGACAUCACAAAAUGUAUGUAUCACACUUAAUCCAGAUAAUUUGGUAAUUAUAUGUAAUAUAUAUAUAUCACUGCAUUUUUAUAUGGUAUUACUUGGUUGAAAAGUAUACACAGCUUUUUAAAUUAAUACAGUAUUUGUAUGUGACUACAUGUUUUAUAAUUUUAUAAGUUUUCAUAAAAUUAAUGCAAUAAAGGGUAUUUGUUCAUGCUCGUGUA
Molecule: messenger RNA, 3621 nt
Organism: Cherax quadricarinatus
Lineage: Eukaryota; Metazoa; Arthropoda; Malacostraca; Decapoda; Parastacidae
Source: RefSeq, a predicted model, not a curated record